This is a messenger RNA of Hyla sarda, 3085 nucleotides long. RefSeq names its product amyloid beta precursor protein binding family B member 3 (gene APBB3). The transcript is spliced from 12 exons. Gene Ontology annotation, cellular component: cytoplasm; nucleus. Gene Ontology annotation, molecular function: amyloid-beta binding; transcription factor binding. Lineage: Eukaryota; Metazoa; Chordata; Amphibia; Anura; Hylidae. The record is from RefSeq and is a predicted model, not a curated record. Bases 297 to 1745 code for a protein of 482 amino acids. Gene Ontology annotation, biological process: regulation of DNA-templated transcription.
UGCAACAACCACUAAGCGCUGCCUCCUGCCUCUCCUCCCAGUCUUCCCCUUACAUCCCAGCUUCUCCUGUGUCCAGUACACUGGCGUUCACACAAACACACAAAUGGGUGCUGACUUUUCUGCUCUGUUUGCUGGCUGAUCUGGAGCACACACACACACACACACACUCACACACACACACUCACACUCACGUAUGACAUCUCACUUUCCUGCUUGACUCUGCCAUCAUUGCAUUGGGCUAUUGUGGAGGUCAGACACCCUCAGCCUGUUGUGAUUGAAUCCCCGGAUCACGAAAGAUGUUGGGGAAGGAUUACAUGCUCGCGAUCAUUAUUGUAAAUUAUGACGAUAACCUCUGGAGUGACCAAACCCUUGAAGCUGAUCCAGACCUUCCUCCAGGAUGGAGAACCAUUCGGGACACUUCUGGGACUUACUACUGGCAUGUGCCAACUGGGACCACUCAAUGGCAGCACCCAAUGUACAAUCCAGGAAUGUCAAACAGUUUAGGUACUGUUCAGGAAAAGAAAGUUCACAGGAUGUCAAUCACUAAUGGCUCUCCUGCUCAGCCUUUUCCUGACACAGCAUCUGGUUCAGACAGGAGGCAUUCUCUUCAAUGGCAUGAUGAAGAUCUAUUUCGCAAUAUCAAUGAACCAGAUAGUAAGAGUUUUUCAGUUCAAUGUCUGGGAUGGGUAGAAAUUCCAGAAGAGGAUCUGGCUCCUGGGAAGAGCAGUAUUACUGUGAAUAACUGUAUCCAGCAACUUGCCCAUACUAAAUGUGACAGUAGUGACGUGUCAUCAAAUGAGGGACAACGUAUGGUUAUGAUUUUGAAGAAAGAUACAAUGAGCUUGGUGGAUCCUUUAGAUCACAGUUUAAUACACUCUCAACCCAUCAUCAACAUUCGAGUAUGGGGUGUUGGCUGCAAUAAUGGAAGGGACUUUGCAUUUGUGGCUAAUGACAAAGACACUUGCAUGCUGAAGUGUCACGUGUUCCGUUGUGAUGUCCCAGCCAAGGCCAUUGCCAGUGCCCUCCAUGACAUGUGCUCCAAGAUCAUGGCAGAAAGAGCAGUGGCCAAUAAUACCAUCACCCGCUCUAUGACCUUAGAGACAAUCUCCCCUGAAGACUUACCUGUCCAAGUUGAUAUUCUGGAUACUGUGAGGGAGUCCAUUCAGAAAUAUGAAGUGCUUAUCCUUGGCAGCCUGCCCGUCUCAAAGCCAAUGGGAAUGGAUGUCUUAAAUGAUACAAUAGAGAACAUGGUCAGUACCACACUUAGGGAACAAUGGACAGAAGCAGUUAUUGAAGUGACUGAUACAGUGGUGGCGGUACACCACAGAGAGGAUGCCGAAGAAGAACCUAUCUGGCAGUGUCAGGUCCGUUAUGUGACAUUUAUGGGAAUUGGAAAGGACCCACACACAUUUGCCUUAAUCGUGGAUACAGGCGGUAGACAGUGUUUCCAGUGCACAGUGUUUUGGUGCGAACCUGAUGCUGGGCAUGUAUCCGAGGCUGUGCAGGCAGCAUGUAUGGUUCAGUAUCAGAAAUGUGUGGUUGCCUCAUCAUCAAGGAUAAAGUCAAGAAGUGGACCUGGAAAAUCUCUCUUGAAAAUAAAGAGGACUACAUCUGUUGACUCCCCAAUGUCACCAUUCAAUUCUGCAGGCCACACUCUUCAGAAGAGUGGGGGGACAAAUAAAAGAAGAGGAGUCAUGGCUUUCUUUGAAUCAUUUAAGCAGCGGCAUGUUAGGCAUACUCCUUAAAGCAGGGUAGUUCUGCCGGAAAGGUCACCCCUUUUUUAGCUACCUGCCUGUUUUCUAGAUAUUUUAGAAUGUUUGUUGUUUUCUGAAAUUUCAGAUUGAAUUCAGAUUGACCUUUAUUAUAUCUACUUGACUACAGGCAAAAAUUAGGUCCGAAAAUGUCUUUAUUCUAAAUUACUUAUAUAGUGGCACUCAAAAAAUGAGUGAAGGACAUAAAUAUAUACUAGACUGUGGGUCAUAUGUAACCAAGGACAAAAAAGUAAAAAUGUAAUUGGGAGCAAAAGGGAAAAAAAUAGGUGUCCUGCAAGGAAGCAAUAAUAUCUCUGAGGUUCUUGAAACCUAUUCCCUCCUUGUCUUAUCCCAAACAUCAUUACCGUGAUCUAAAAGAUUAUUGGUAUAACUUUGUUAUAUAUCUUUAUAUUAUAUAUCUUCUACUUGAUAAGAGUUUAAAAAGCUUUGAACAAUCACUAUUUCUUAAAAAGGGUACCUUGACUACAGGCUGAUCACAACCCCCAACGAUCAGCUAUAAUCUAUGGGUGAACCUGGCAGGAAGUGUUUAGUUGCCCUGCAGUGUCACCACAAGGGACAUAAGGCAUUUCAGUGCCCCUCCAAAUUGAUGGGCUGUCUGUGUGAAGCUAAUUUCACACUGCCAUUGUACCUCAUUGGUAAACGGCCAUUAGGCGUUUUUUUUUUUUUAAAUACGUCCGUUAUCCGGAUGGGGCACAACGGGCAACAAUGGGGCCUGACAGAUCCCAUUUACUAUUAUGGGGUCUGUCAGGUGUUGUUGUUUUUAACGGGAGUAGCGGGAGAAAUAGACAACGCAUGAUGUAUUUUUUCUCCCGCUAUUCUCUCCCGUUUCCCUGACGGGCGUUGCACUGUCAUGUCACAACGGCAGUGUGAAAGUAGCCUAAUGCAGGAGAAGACAAAGAGAUACUCCAUUCACGUCUAUGGCAGCGGGCGUGACGGCCGUCACGAGGGGGGUGGCCGUGACGUCACAUCUCAGACUCGGAGGUAGUGCCUGACACUGAAUGCCGGGGGCUGCGCCGAGAUCGCAGGGGUCCCAAUGGUGGGACCCCUGCGAUCAUACAUCUUAUCCCCUGUCCUUUGGAUAGGGGAUAAGAUGUAUAAAGCUGGAAUACCCCUUUAACAAGCCUAAUACAUGACAGGAACACAUGAAUGAUCACUAGAUCGUUCGUGUGAAUGAAAUCAGUCAUUGGCCACACAUCACCUAUGACACUGGGCAACGUGUGGCUGACUAAGGCUGGGUUCACAUUACGUUUUCCCCAUACGGGAGCGCAGGGGGGAGCUAAAACCUCGUGCUCCCGUAUGCCUUUGUAUGCGCU